Cuscuta campestris is the source of this 1621-nucleotide messenger RNA. The record is from the annotation of a GenBank genome assembly. NCBI's taxonomy places the organism in Eukaryota, Viridiplantae, Streptophyta, Magnoliopsida, Solanales, Convolvulaceae.
GAAUCAUUUAUUUAAAGUAUAUAAAUAGGGAGCAUUUUAUGGAGCACUUUAUAAAAUGUUCAAAAAUGGCGUUGCCAAACAUAGAAAAAUGAUUGCUACAUCCCUCCAUAAUUACGCUAUUAGCUACCUCGGGGAAAAUUGUACCGCCAUGAAAAUCCAAAAAUGAACUCCAAUUUAUCAACCUUCCUAAAGCCCGCAAUCGCAUUCACGGUCACCGUCAGCUUCACCGUUCUCUUCAUCGUGUUCCCUCGCCCGCCGGCCACAGCAUAUCCCGGCGAAGCCGACCCGAUGGCCCGAAGCUCCUCCUCCUCCUUCAUCCUGUGGCUCCACGGGUUGGGCGAUUCGGGACCCGCCAACGAACCCAUCAGGAAUCUCUUCACUUCUCCGGAGUUCAAAAACACCAAGUGGUCGUUUCCUUCCGCGCCUAAUAACUCCGUCACCUGUAACCACGGUGCUGUGAUGCCAUCAUGGUUUGACAUCCACGAAAUACCCGUGUCUGCUAGCUCCCCAAAGGAUGAAGGGAGUUUGCUCAAAGCAGUUCAGAAAGUUCAUGCUAUGAUUGACAACGAGGUCACUCAUGGUACAAAUCCCAAGGACAUAUUUGUUUGUGGAUUUAGCCAAGGAGGUGCUUUGACCUUAGCAAGUGUUCUUUUAUACCCAAAAACUCUAGGGGGAGGUGCUGUGUUUAGUGGAUGGGUUCCUUUCAAUGAUUCUGCAUUGGAGAAUAUAACACCUGAGGCAAAAAGGCCCGUUUCUAGGUUAACUUCCGGUCAUUAGGGCCAAAUUCGAAUAUUAUAUAUUUUAAAAUUUUCAAUUUGACCCCAUUUCUUCUUUUCUUUUCUUCCACGCCCUGCCGCCGCCGCCCGCCGGUCAAAGUCGCCGGAAAAUGAACUUUUUCCGAUUCCGGCGGGACCAAUGUCAUUCUCUUCGUCUUGAGACGAGGAUCAAUAAUAUCCAAACCAUUUUGUCUAAUUUGGCCUGUAACUUCUCGAAUCUGAAUUUUUCUACUCGAAAAAACCCUAAAAUUCGAAAUUGGAUCCAAAAUUGGGGGUUUUGCAAAUCUUCAUCAAAUCUUGCAAUUGAGGGGUCCUUGGAGGCUUAUCCUGGCCUUGGCCAUUCAAUAACCCAGGUGGAGUUACACUAUUUGGAAUCCUGGAUCAAGGCUCGUCUCCAAACCUCUUCUUAAAGGAAGUCUUCUAUAAAGUUAAGCACAAUGAGAGUUUCAAAGAAGGCAUGCUAUGGAUUUGACAAAAAUACCCUUUUACCCGACGGCGUUUGAGUCGUCUCCUUUCUUCCAUCUAAGGCUAGUUCCGCCAUUUCCUCAACCUUUCCCUUCUGCCCGUAUGCUGUCUGCUCUUUGGUUUCAUAUAUCAUACACUUCACAUGGACUGAUUUUUCAUUUCAUUCUUUCACAUGUAUUCUAUAUUCUUUUCUCAAUAUACAGUGAACUGAAUAUUCAGUUCAUAAUGAACAUAUGGAUAAUGGGUUUAUGUGAAAUUCUGAAGUGAAAUGUAAAAAUGCUUUUGAGAUUGGGGAAUAUUUAUUUUCUCAGCCUAAACCUUUUCUUUCUGCUUUAGAAUAUUUCAUUUUCACAGCUUUGAAAAAAAACUUGGAUUAUGCU